UUGAAUUGUUUUUUCAGUGAUUCAUUUAUCAUGAGAGGGAAGGGGUUGGCAAUGGGAGCUGUUUACACUGGAAUUGCUAAAAGAUGCUUUAAGAAGAACCAUCCAUUUUGUGCUGCAAAGAGCAGCUCAUUUAGGCUCAGAACGAAUGCCCCCUCCCCAUCUCCUCUCUGAGGAGCUUAAGCUGGCCAGCCUUUGCCAGCUGUAGCCCGGAUGCAGUAGCUGCAGUGGCUGCGGUAAUAUUCCAGGCUGUUCUCUGGCUAAAUGCAUGACGUCAUCUAUGAAAGAAAGAGAGGCUAAAAUGCCAUCUUCCUGUUCUCCACAGUGGUGCUUAAUCAAACAGGAAGCUUAUAAAGUGAGCCUGGCAUCAUCCUUGUUCUUUGCGGGGCUACUCAUUGGCAACAUCACCUUUGGCCCAUUAUCGGAUAAAUUUGGCAGGAAGCCAGUGUAUUUGACAGGUCUCUUUUUUGAUGUCAUUUUGGGCUAUAUCACUGCAUUUGCCCCAAGUUAUGGAGUCUUUGCAAUGUCACGCCUUGGUGUUGGAGUUAUGAAUGGUGGAACAGCUUUAGUAUCUUUUGUCUUGACACAAGAAUAUGUAGGGAAAUCGUUUUGGGCACUCACAGGUUCAUUGACCAACAUGACCUUUGCAGUUGGCAUCGCAUUCUAUGCUGCAUUAGGGUACUGCAUCAGGGACUGGCGAACCUUGGCCUUCGUCUCAAAUUCUCCUGGGGCUUUCUUCUUUCUCCUUUCCUAUCUGCUCCCUGAAUCACCAAGGUGGCUGCAUUCCCAAGGGGCUGUGGAAAAAGCAGAGGCCAUAAUGCACUACAUAGCCUGUGGUAAUGGAAAAGAGAGGCUGAGGAUAAAAUUGAAACCACUUGGAGGGGCAGGAAAAAUCCAAGACUCAGCACCUGGGGUACUGAACCUUGUGACACACCCAGUCCUGCGAAGGCGGACAGCCAUCCUGAUGUAUGUUUGGUAUGUGUGUAGCCUCGUAUACUAUGGCCUUACUUUGAAUGCUGGCGAGUUCAAAGGAAAUCUGUACCUGAAUAUAGCUUUGUAUGGUCUGGUGGAAGUCCCGGCAUGCCCUCUGUGUAUAUACUUCAUCGAGAAGCCCUGGGCAGGGAGACGGAAAACCACCUCUGCUUUUCUCAUCUUUGCAGGCUUUGCCUGCAUCUUGACUAUGUGCCUAAGUGAACACUCAGGUUUGUUUUGGAAUCCCACGCUGCUGGCCUUGAGUGGAAAACUGGCGAUAAGUGCUGCCUUCAACACGAUCUACAUCUACACCUCAGAACUCUACCCUACAGUAAUAAGGAAUGCUGGCCUGGGUGUGUGUUCAAUGACUUGUAGACUUGGAGGUAUAUUGGCUCCUUUCGUACCCGCCAUGAAAUCUAUCAGCCCAUCUGUCCCCUUUGUGGUGUUUGGCAUCAGUGGGCUGUCAGCAGGAUUCUUGGAUCUACUUCUUCCAGAAACUCUAAAUCGACCAAUAACAGAGAACCUUCAGGAUCUGCAGGCCUUGGAAACCUAAGUGCUAAAAAGGCCUGGUGUGCUAAUGAAAGGAAAUCAUCUUUUGAAAUCCUCCAAAAAGAGUGGCUCUGAUCAGCAUUUGGGCACUAUUUUGUCAAGGCAUUUUUGCAAUUAAGGGGAAGCCAUUGUUUGAUACCAGAGCAGAGAAAGAAACCGUGAACUCUGGAGAUCAGUGGAUGGGAUGGGAUGGGGUGGGAGGAGGACCAUGUUUGUCAGAGCUUGUCAUUAGGUAAAUUGUACAUCAGUGGGCUACUGGAGCAGAGGAGAAACAAAUCAGUGAAUGAAGAAUGAAAGAGGGCCGGCCAUAUUGGUACCCACUGAAGGAGUUAAUGAAUGACAAGUGCAGGACUUUGGCACACCUGGAAUUUUUGAGUCAUUAGAACACCAUGUGCAUGUACAUAGGGACAGUGUCAUUAGUUGUCAAGAAGAAGUUGGGCAAUAGCCACAGAGUGAAAUCUGCUGCCCAGGUAGAGCAUUUCAAAAGGCCCUCAUUGGUGGUUGACUGACCAACUGCUCUUCUUGGCCUUGUCAUCAGGCUCAUUGUGUGUCCAAUGGAAUCCUCCCCCGAACCCCAACUCUUUCUAAUUUUCUUUUCAAAAACUUUCAGUGACAGAAUACUUCAUGGCUGCGACCAAAGAGUUUUUCUUUUGUAUUGGUUUUAUACCAUCAUAGGCUUUAAAGAAAGUCAAUCAAGUAUGUGCCAAGUAGGUUCCCCCCUCCAAAGAAAGUUCAUUCUUUAGGAAUCUGUUGUAAGCAUUCAGUUAAUGGUUACAGAGUGGGUAAAGAAAAGAAAGAAUGACUUCCCACCAUGAUAACACUGGUGUAUGGGGUGGGAACAAUGGUGCAGGCUAAAUGUUAUUUAAUAUGUUUCUAUGUAGGGAAGAGAGGAUAUUGUACUGUAUAGAGAGAGCUGGCCUUGGAGCCAGAAAGACCUGGGUUCAAGUCCUGCCCAUGAGCGUCCUGGCUGUGUGACCCUAGGCAAGUCACCUAACCUCUAAUGCUUUAAGCACCUCUUUAAGGCCAUGAGUUGCAGGGAAGGUGCCCACUCUCAUUGGUAAGGGGGAAUUUACUCGUUUAGGAGUGAGUUUCUUAUAUCAGGAACCACAGAUCUCAUCCCUAUCCUCUAUUCUUUUCAGUCAAUAAGUAUUCAUAUUUGUUAUUUAGCAAAGCAUGGCAGGGCUAGCUAGCCAGAGUUUUCCAUUUCUUAUUAUGCUUCUGAUUAUUGCCUGCGGCAGCAUGGGAAAAAGUGCCAAAAUACAGCUGAAGCUGCCUCCCUGCUGGGUUAAUUGGCAUCUGAAACAUUCCUCCCAUAAGGUAAAAGGUACUUAGGACCUCGGUUUCUAAGGAAACCAGGAAGCAUUUAUCAGUGAUAAUUUUGUUGCCUACAGGAUAACAUACAAAAUCCUCAGCCUGGCUUUUAAGCCACCCCAGAAUCUGGCUCCAGCCUCUUUUUCUCCUUUCAUUGGACAAUGCUCUUCUUCCUUCCUGCACUCUAAGCUCCAGCCAAAUUGGGCUAUUAGCUGUACCUUGAACUUGAUUUUCCGCCUCCUUUCUCUCCGCCUUCUCAGAAGUUGUUCCUCAUGCCAAAUAUUCACUCCCUCCUGGUCUCUACCUCCAAAGCUGUAUCUUUCUUGUUUUUAAAAAAUUCAACUUUAUUUUCAGAUCUGCAUUCUCUCCCUUGUACCUCCCUACACCCCAGUGAGAAAAUAAGAAAAACAAAUUCUGUUUCAAACAUGUGCAAAGAAAACAAAUUCCUGCAUUGCCCAUGUCCAAAAAAUAUGCUUCCUUCUUCCAAGUCCAUAACCUCUCUUUCUCUAUCUACAAGGGGGUGAUAUGUUUCAUCAUGAGUAAUCUGGAAUUGUGAUUGGUCAUUGUGUUCAUCUGCAUUCCUAGGUCUUUCAAACUUGUUUGUCUUUACAAUAGUAUUGUUAUUGUAUAAAUUGUUUUCCUGGUUGGAAUCACUUCACUUUUACAUAUGUUCAGACAAGUCAUCUCUGGUUUCUCUGAAACUAUCCCCAUCAUAUCUAUAUCAUCUAUAUCUAUACCUAUAUCUCUAUCAUUUAUAUCUAAUCUAUCUAUCUCUAGAUCUAUCUAAU
This is a messenger RNA of Dromiciops gliroides (monito del monte), 3617 nucleotides long. Its product is annotated as solute carrier family 22 member 15-like. NCBI's taxonomy places the organism in Eukaryota, Metazoa, Chordata, Mammalia, Microbiotheria, Microbiotheriidae. Gene Ontology annotation, molecular function: transmembrane transporter activity. The transcript is spliced from 10 exons. The record is from RefSeq and is a predicted model, not a curated record. Bases 266 to 1522 code for a protein of 418 amino acids. Gene Ontology annotation, cellular component: membrane. Gene Ontology annotation, biological process: transmembrane transport.